Messenger RNA from Elaeis guineensis (African oil palm), 1707 nucleotides. NCBI's taxonomy places the organism in Eukaryota, Viridiplantae, Streptophyta, Magnoliopsida, Arecales, Arecaceae. The record is from RefSeq and is a predicted model, not a curated record.
AAUUUUGGGGUGCCCUACCUGCUGCCAUCCUACCCAGUAAAGUCAUCGUUCCCUCCCAAAAUCCAAUCAAAACCGCGCGCGUAUCACGUUCUUCGCGUGUGCGCUGUUCUGGAAAGGCGGAUCGGGCCGCCCUUUCCCUCCCAAAUUGCCCACCCUACAAAUCUCUCUCUCUCUCUGCGCCACGCCACCACCCCCCCCCCACCCUCCGACGAAGGGCGGCUUGCGAGAAGUGUUACUGUUUUGUGGAAGAAAUCUUGUGUUUGACAACCCAGAAAAAAGUGUGCAUAAUGAGUGAUGGUGGUUCCCAAGAUGGGGCUCCCCGCAACCAGACUGUUUUGGGCGAUAUAACCAAUGUUUGUGGCAAAAGGCCAUUGUCAUUGGAUUCAGAAAAAAAUGAUGCUGAGAACAAGAUUGGGAGGUAUAAGGGCACUCAGCAGACUGGUUUUAGGGAUGCUGAUUUUGCAAGAAAGUUACAUGAAAUGGUGGAGAAUGUAACUGCCAGGAAGGUCAACACUGGUCCUGCAUUUGAAAUGUGUGAAGAUGUGGUAGACCGCAAGGGCAAAGGUAUCUCCUUUGGUAAUGCUAAGCAACCCUGCCGAUCUGUGAACCUUUAUGCCGAAGUUGGUCCAAACCAAGAAAAUGUGGGAUUUGGUAUCUUAGAUAUUGCCAAGGCUACUAAUGAUCUUUCUAGUUUGUUUGGUCAACGAAGUGAUUCGAUAGCACACAUGACUGUUGAAGUUGACAGGUUAGGAAAUAGUCAUAUGCCUUUUGAUUCUGUACCUGGGCAAGGUGACAGAGCAAAAGAGUUAUCACUUGAAUUAGAAGAAGACCGUCAAGAGGAUCAUAUAAGGUAUGGUACAGAUUCUGUGAGGCAUACCAUGAAACCUGAUAUGGACCGUGGUAAAUCUUCGGCUUCAAGUUUUAACAAUUUGAAUACCAUUAGUUUGAAGGGAAACAAUGUGGAUGGUGGUGAAUGUUUGACUGAAAACCAGUCGGAAGAAUCAGGCUUUUUAAAAUGCUUGAUGCCAUUUGGGUCAUUGGAUUUCAAAAUGGCUAACAUGGAGGGAUUUUUAAAUGCCAGUGCUGCUUCAAAUGUUGGAUCAAGCAUUAAUGGUGAAGGCAGCAUGGGCUCCGAAAAAUCUUCUGCUUAUAUGUGGACAGAUCUUCAUUACCAGGAUACCAGAGGCCGGCUAGCUGCAUUGAAGAAGAGCAAAAGGCUUGCUAGGUCUUUAGAAGCAAGAUGCUAUGGUCAUGAUUAUACUUCCAAAACUGCUCGAGACAACUCAAAAAAAUCUACAGAGAUAGAGUUUGAGCUCAUGCAGCGCUGGAGAUCACUUUUCCUUCAUACAGAAAAUGUCCUUGUGCGUGAAACUGCACAUCUGCAUUCCGCUCUUCUUAAGCUAAAGGAAUUGAGGGAGAAUUGCAAGAGAAAUUUGGAGAUGACUAGCAUGGUACCUUCUGAGAAGUGAUUACUGUAUGUUGUUUCUGAGGUAUCAUCUGUAAGUUGUUUGUCCAGAUGUAGUUCAUAGAAUGCUAUUUGGAAGGAGAUGUUUGUUGAAAAUGAGAGGGUUAAUUAAGAUUUAAAAUUUUUCACCUGCAAAUGGUGCCUUCUUGUGUAGAAAAUUCACAGCCAAUGAUUUGAUAUUUCCUGCAAUUAUGACUAGCAGAUGAUAUGAUGAAAUAGUAGUUUUAGCAAGUUGAACUAAA